Molecule: messenger RNA, 1570 nt
Organism: Zingiber officinale
Lineage: Eukaryota; Viridiplantae; Streptophyta; Magnoliopsida; Zingiberales; Zingiberaceae
Product: RNA pseudouridine synthase 3, mitochondrial-like
Exons: 9
Coding region: 77-1522 (481 amino acids)
Biological process (GO): pseudouridine synthesis
Molecular function (GO): RNA binding; pseudouridine synthase activity
Source: RefSeq, a predicted model, not a curated record
GUUGAUUAACGGAUACGAUUUGUUCCAAAAUCGCAUCCAUCGCGUAGCCGUCGGCCUUACUCUGCUCUCCGCCUCGAUGCUUCGCCGCCGCCGGCUUCCGCUGCGGCGAGUCAUCUUCGAGGCGGUCAGGUGGCUCUCGCGGGUGGCGCCUCCGGCUCCUGUGAAGGCGGAGCCAAUCAUCCGCGUCUCCAACAACAUCGCUCGUCUCGGAGAGCCCAAAAGGGCCCCCAAGCCGCGGCAGCUUUUGUCCCUCCCUCCUUUCCCCAACUCCGGGACUGAACCGCUUCCCGGUCGGAAGAAAAGUGCGGGCUCCUGCGGGAAGCAACGCCGAGUUACCGCCAUCAGCUGGGUCAAGCACUACUUCGCGGAUAUUGAGGAAGAAGCUAUUCGAUGGCAUUUCAACAAGGGAUUGGUGUAUAUUGAGAGUUCAAAUCAGGAUAAUCAAGCUAAAGAAAAUAAUUUCACAUGUAGUUUGGAAAAGAUUAAGCAUGAUCAUGUAAUGGAAUCAGGAGUAAGAAUUCAUCUUCCUGUAUCAGUUGGAGAGACCAAGAUUACAAAGAGAUACAGUACUAUUCCAACCGCAACUUUGAAUCCAAAUGCCGAUGAGAUAGAAUACAUGAAAAGACUCGUCAUCCACAAGGACUCGGCUAUAUUUGUGCUGAAUAAACCCCCUAAAGUGCCUGUGAAUGGAAAUUUACCAGUUCACAACAGUAUGGAUAUCCUGGCAGCAGCGGCCUUAUCUAAUGGAAGUGAUCAAGGUCCUAAGUUGGUUCAUCGACUUGACAGAGAGAGCAGUGGCUUGCUGUUAAUGGGAAGGACUAAAGAAAGCUUCACUCGACUUCAUUGGCUUUUCACAAAUGUAAAUCUAGCAAAGUCAUCAUCUGAGAUCUGGAACAAUGCUUGUGAGGCAACAAUGCAAAGGUACUGGGCGUUGGUAAUUGGUACUCCUAAAGAAAAGGAAGGUGUUAUUUCAGCUCCUCUAACCAAGGUAGUUCUAAAUGAUGGGAAAGGAGAAAGAGUAAUUCUUGCUCAUCCUUCAGGAAUAGAUGGCUCUCAAGAAGCUACAACUGAGUAUCGGGUGAUGGGACCUACGAUAAAUGGAUGCUCUUGGAUUGAGUUGUGCCCUCUUACAAGUCGCAAGCAUCAGCUAAGGGUUCACUGUGCUGAGGCACUUGGCACUCCCAUCGUCGGAGAUUACAAGUAUGGUUGGUUUGUGCAGCAGCGAUGGAAGCAAAUGCCGCGGCAAGACUUUGAGCCAUCGAGUGGAGAACCAUACAAGCUCCGGAGGCCUGAAGGUUUGGCAGUCCAAAAGGGGAGUGUGCUAUCUAAAGUGCCUCUGCUGCACCUACACUGCAGAGAAAUGGUGAUCCCUAACAUUUCAAAGUUUCUUGGGAGCUCUGGUGAAUGGCUUGAUGAAACCAAUGAAUGGACCGCGAGUAAGCCAGACCUUCUUCGGUUCGUGGCAUCAAUGCCUUCUCACAUGAAAAUUAGUUGGAAUCUAAUGUCAUCAUACUUAGUGUAGUGAAUUUGUGUCUUGGAAAAAGUAACUUAAAAAAUCACUUUGGUUCAA